This is a messenger RNA of Rotaria sp. Silwood2, 957 nucleotides long. The record is from the annotation of a GenBank genome assembly. NCBI's taxonomy places the organism in Eukaryota, Metazoa, Rotifera, Eurotatoria, Philodinida, Philodinidae.
AUGAAUCAUUGUAUUGUGAGCCUACUUGGUCAACAAACUGAAAAUCAACGUUAUUGGCGUUUGGGAACAAUGACAUGUAUUCGAUUUGACUUUUACCUGGAACAUCCUCAACUAAUAUUACUUACGCGUAUAUUUCUCAUUAUAAGCCUUUUCCUUCUACGUUUUAUGUGUUUUGUUAUUGGUGCUUCAUGUUCAUCUGGUUUUAAACCACAGUGUACAGCCUAUACGGUUAUUGCUGCUUUUGCUCUGUGUAAUUUUCUUCUUAUUACUAUUGUCGAAUUUAUCCACUUUUUUCGUUUAUGGACUUAUAAUCCGACAGAAACAAAAAAUACAACUGAAAGACACAGGUACGCUACUGUAUCCUCUUCUAAAACAAUAGAAAAACCACAUCGAUGUCAUCUUCGUUUUAUUCAUCAUUCAAUGGUCAAUGAUCAAAAUGCAUCUGGAUAUCGACAAUCACUUUGUUCGAAAGGGGCUGAAUGUCAAUCAGAAAGUCUUCAUCAUCAAUUAAUCUAUCAUUCACUUAAAUCAGCACGUCAAGUUUCAAAUAUAUUUAAUAAUAGCGAUGUACAGAAAACUAUUAUUGCAUUUUAUGAAACAACAAUAGAAAAUAUGUUUAAAAUUGUUGAAAAUGGCCUUCCGUGUGGAAAUAAUUUACAACUUCAACAAGGCAUCUAUUUUACGACAUCGAUUACGUCAAAUUUAGAGCCUGAGAAAGGUAUUCUAUGUGCUCGCAUUAAUUUGGGUCGAUUAAAAAUGAUCAAAGAAGCUCCUGUAAAUUUAAAUCAAUAUUUUCAAGGUGCUGGUGGCUUACAUGACACAGUCUAUAUUGAAAAUCUUGCGAGAUUUUAUCUUCGAAUGCCAGGACAAAUCGAAAAAUGGAUCGUCAUGAUUUCUAGCGGUACUAAAGUAAAUGAUGAACUCGAUAGUAAUUAUUAUGUAGGCUGCUUUUCUUAG